AUGGCUCAUGAGAAAUCAGCUUCUUCAACAACUCCACCUGGCAUAGGGGUGCAUAACGAAGACGUGCAUUCCAAUCAGUUGCAUCCCCAUCACCACCUCCACGCGCCGGAAACCUAUCGCCCCACAACAGUUGAGGGUCAGCCAGCAUAUGCCGAACAUGGAGCUCUGGUCGAUCAUAAAAUUCCCCAGGAGGACACUGUGCAGGCAGCACCUGACCUUCUUUGGAGUCGAGUUCGCCACUUCAUGAGAGAACCAUUUUCUGAAUUCUUUGGUGUUUUCAUCCUCAUUUUGUUCGGUGAUGGCGUCGUUGCUCAGGUUGUUCUUUCUGAUGGGACCAAAGGUGAUUACCAAUCCAUCUCUUGGGGUUGGGGGAUUGGUGUCAUGCUGGGAGUAUACACAUCCGGUAUAAGUGGAGCGCAUAUCAAUCCAGCAGUCACACUUGCCAACUGUGUAUAUCGAAAGGUCCCUUGGCGAAAAUUCCCAGUGUACAUGGUUGCACAGGUCCUAGGGGCCAUGGCGGCAUCGGCCAUCGUUUAUGCCAACUACCGAUCUGCGAUUGAUGUUUUCGAAGGCGGAUCAAACAUCAGAACAGUCCCAGGGUACUCGGAGACGGCAACUGCGGGUAUAUUCUGCACCUACCCGGCCCCAUUCAUGACAACCACAGGCCAAUUCUUCUCCGAGUUCAUCGCGAGCACACUGCUCAUGUUCUUGAUAUAUGCCCUUCAAGAUGACGGCAACCUUGGAGCCGGGCCCUUGACACCCCUAGCACUCUUCUUUGUCAUCUUUGGAAUCGGCGCCUGUUUCGGCUGGGAAACAGGAUAUGCAAUCAAUCUUGCAAGAGACUUUGGGCCGAGGCUGGUGUCUUAUAUGAUCGGAUACGGCCCAGAGGUGUGGCGAGCAGGGAACUAUUAUUUUUGGGUUCCAAUGGUGGCACCAUUCUGUGGGUGUCUCUUCGGCGGUUGGCUAUACGACACCUUCCUCUUCACUGGCGAGUCUCCGAUCAAUACCCCCGCCAUGGGCUUGAAGCGAUUUUUGCAGCCCAACAGAAAAACUUGGUCAAACACGUAUAACACUGCAGUGUGA
This is a messenger RNA of Exophiala mesophila, 1083 nucleotides long. RefSeq lists its product as uncharacterized. The coding region runs from base 1 to 1083 and encodes 360 amino acids. The transcript is spliced from 5 exons. Gene Ontology annotation, molecular function: glycerol channel activity; water channel activity. Gene Ontology annotation, cellular component: plasma membrane. Gene Ontology annotation, biological process: water transport; glycerol transmembrane transport. NCBI's taxonomy places the organism in Eukaryota, Fungi, Ascomycota, Eurotiomycetes, Chaetothyriales, Herpotrichiellaceae. The record is from RefSeq and is a predicted model, not a curated record.